Photinus pyralis (common eastern firefly) is the source of this 469-nucleotide messenger RNA. Its product is annotated as cytochrome c-like. Gene Ontology annotation, molecular function: heme binding; electron transfer activity. The record is from RefSeq and is a predicted model, not a curated record. The coding region runs from base 87 to 401 and encodes 104 amino acids. Gene Ontology annotation, biological process: mitochondrial electron transport, cytochrome c to oxygen; mitochondrial electron transport, ubiquinol to cytochrome c. NCBI's taxonomy places the organism in Eukaryota, Metazoa, Arthropoda, Insecta, Coleoptera, Lampyridae. The transcript has a single exon. Gene Ontology annotation, cellular component: mitochondrial intermembrane space.
UCUGAACUUCUAAAAUAGUAUCAGCCAUGACGAAAAAAAAUCUGUUGCGCGUCUGCUAAUGUCAUAACGAAGAUUGGGCCUUAACUAUGGGCGACUCCACAAAGGGAAAAGCAAUAUUCACGAAAGCCUGUUCUCAGUGUCACACGGUCGAAAAGGGUGGCAAGCAUAAAGUCGGACCGAACUUGAGCGGCCUCAUGGGUAGGAAAACUGGUCAAGCGGAAGGAUUUCCGUAUACAGAUGCGAAUAAGAAGAAGGGAAUCACAUGGAGUAAGGACACUUUGGACGAGUAUCUCAAAGAUCCGAAGAAGUACAUUCCUGGAACGAAAAUGGUGUUCGCCGGGCUGAAGAAGGAUCAAGAUCGAGCAGAUUUGAUUGCGUAUUUAAUUGAAGCGACAAAGUAGACGUGCACGUUAAUUUGAAAUCUGUAGUUGUAAGCUGAUGUUAUUUGCAUUAAACAUUUGUUGCUGAA